Microplitis mediator is the source of this 1507-nucleotide messenger RNA. RefSeq names its product mitochondrial inner membrane protease subunit 1. Gene Ontology annotation, molecular function: serine-type endopeptidase activity. The record is from RefSeq and is a predicted model, not a curated record. Lineage: Eukaryota; Metazoa; Arthropoda; Insecta; Hymenoptera; Braconidae. The transcript has 3 exons. Gene Ontology annotation, cellular component: mitochondrial inner membrane peptidase complex; membrane. Bases 141 to 593 code for a protein of 150 amino acids.
GAUAUAUCGAACUGUCGAGUAAUCGAUUGUUUACUAAAUUUUCUUGGUUAAAGUUCUAAUAGAAUUUUUUAUUUGUUGAGAUAAAUUAUUAAUUUUAAAAUUUUAAAUUUUUCCCGCGGGAUUUUCAAAUUUUUUAAAAAAUGGUUAAAAAUUUAUCUAUUAAAAUAUUAAGUUUUGCGGGCACUGUUAUUAAAUACUCGUGUAUUGUGCACUGCGCAUUUAAUUAUGGUGGAGAAUUUUAUAUGUGCAUCGGCCCAUCAAUGGAGCCAACGAUCCAUACACAUGAUGUAUUAUUUACCGAACAUAUAUCUCCACGUUUUGAUAAACUGUCAAAGGGAGAUAUAAUAAUUGCCAAAAGUCCAACAAAUCCACGUGAAAUUAUUUGCAAGCGUAUUGGUGGAGUCGAAGGUGACAGAAUUUACUGCGGAUUCACUUCUUAUGUCGUACCGCAAGGACACUUAUGGUUAGAAGGAGAUAAUGCUAGUAAUUCAUCAGAUUCACGUUCUUACGGAGCAAUACCCAAAGGAUUAGUUAUAAGUCGUGCGGUUUGUAAAGUCUGGCCAUUUAGUGAUAUCACUUUUUUGAAUAAAUAAUUUAUUGAAUAAUUAAUUUUUUUUUUUAAACGGAAUUUUAACAAUAAAUUUAUAUAGUUAUCUUUUGAUAUUGAAUUCUGUCUAAACUAAUGAGUUUACGGUAAAAUUUACAAGGACCUUUUUUAAAGGAAAUUGAAUUUCCUACAAAAAAGGUCAUGAUAGUUUUUAUCGUAUCUUUGAUAGUUGUCCCAGAAUUUUAUAUUUUUUGAUAAGAAAUUUUGUGGGAAGAAUUUUGAAGCCUAGUUUUGACUGAAGUUUAUUUUGGAUUCGAAUAAUAGCUAAAAUAUGAUAUUUAGAGAAAAAUGGAUUGAGACCAUUUUUUUACAGAAUUUUAUUCCCUACAAAUUUAUUCAUGAUCAUUUUUAUCUUAUCUUUGAUAGUUUCCUCGAAAAUUUGAAUUCAAAGUUUGUAGAGUUUAAAAUUUUCGUAGAAAACUUGUAGUUUUAAUGUAAAUUAACUUUGACUCAAAAUUUCUCGAAAACUAUCAAAUUUAUCAAAAAAUUCACGGACACCAUUUUGAUGUCAAAUUUUAUUCUCUACAAAUUUAGUCCUCAUCAUUUUUAUCGUAUCUCUGAUACUUUCCUUGAAAAUUCAAAUUCAGUUCGAGUAAAAAAUUUUCGUAAUUUGACAGCAAAACUUUGAAUCAAAAUUCCUCGGAAACUAUAAAAUUUAUCAAAAAUUUUAUCGAAAUCAUUUCGAUAGAGAAUUUUAUUUCCUACAAAUUCAUUCCUCAUCAUUUUUAUCAUAUCUUCAAUAAUUUCGCCAGUAUUUUAAUUUUAAUAUUCAUAAAUUAAAAAAAAUUACCAGUAGUAAAUUUUUUCCAUUCUUAAUUUAUUUUAAUUGGAUUAAUUAAUUAAUAAUUUAUUAAUUUAUAUAAAUAAAUAAAUAUAUGAAACUAAUGUCAAAAUAUCAUU